UUUGAUACGAUCUCCCUGUUUUGAGCCAUUACAUUUUGGUAUGUUGCGAAAGGGAGAAAAAAGAUGAAUCACUGGGUGAAGCAUCUCCUUCAGUGCCUGGAUAAUAACAUUUGAUGCAGCUCCAGCUGAGAGUCACCCUUCCUUCACCAAAGUGACUUGGACUGGCUCUGUCAAGGAGGAAGAUCGACUCUCAGACUUCAGAAGGACAGGAUCCAAACUGCGUUUCAAAGGGACAAGAGAUCUUUCUACAACAUGGAGCAACUUUUCCUGGUUCCUAUCCUUGUUUUCCUCCAUGCUGAGAUCUCACCAGCCUCGACUGCAGGAGAACAGCUAAUUUCCGCCCAACUUUCUGUGAAUCCAAGUUAUCGUCAGUAUUAUGAAGGUGACAAUAUUGAUCUCAUUUGCACUGCUAAGAUCAACAAGCCGGUGAAAGGAUAUAGAUUUUUUAACGAGAGCAAGGCUGUGAUACAUGAAAUGGACUUAGAUGGCUUUGGGAAUGGCUGGCUGCCUGUCAAAGUUCAAAAGGAGAAAGCUGGAAAAUACAGCUGCGGUUACUGGACAGGGGAGAUUGACAAAGAGGUCCGAUCGCCACAAAGCAAUAUAAUCACCCUGCAAGUGACAGAGGCCCCUAAAAAGCCAUCCCUUACAUUGAAUCACACACUCCCGCAGUACAAGUGGGGCGAUUCUGUGAACUUGGUGUGUUCAGCUCCAAAUGAAACAAAGGACAUCAAGGAAUUCCAGUACUACGGAGACAGACAGACGAUCCAAGCCAUAAGUGUGGAUCUUGUUACAGACACAUACAAUCUGAACAUCAUAGAACCAAAGGACACAGGGAACUUCAUGUGCGCCUAUAUCCAGUUAAUUUCUGGGCGAAAUGUCCGUUCUGAGAAGAGCGACCCUGUCUUUAUUGAUCCAGCAGGCACCAAUUGGGGACGGAUAUUGGCCACUGGUGGGGCUUUCUUCACCAUCAAUGGUCUCAUCUUUUUAACCACCCACUACUAUUUCCUGCCAAAGGCAAGUGAGAUUUUCUAUAGAAGCCCUGUAACUGAGAGGUUUGGGAGCUUUUUCACUCCCGCACCAAAGAGAAAGGACGUUCGUGCAAGGUUGGCCCAAGAUAUUUUGGUGCCAGAGGUGGAAAGCCAAACACUCGUGCAUAAUAAUUAAUGAAGGGCAAGGUGAACUGAAAUGAGAAAGAACAGUGUGGUUGUUUUCAAUGGGGCUUACACUGGAGACCUUCUCAGAGACAAGGUGGCUCAAAGUCUUUUUGCCAUCCAAGCAGGGCCAAUGCUUGUUGCAAGAACAAGUUAGUAGGAUGAGAAGGUCAAGCUAGCACUACAAAAAUAUAACAAAAUUAGAUGUGUUUAUUAUAGAGUGUACACAAAAGCAACAAUUUAAAAAUUUUAAAAAGAUAAAAGUCUAAA
This is a messenger RNA of Eublepharis macularius, 1421 nucleotides long. RefSeq lists its product as uncharacterized. The transcript is spliced from 6 exons. Lineage: Eukaryota; Metazoa; Chordata; Lepidosauria; Squamata; Eublepharidae. Bases 253 to 1164 code for a protein of 303 amino acids. Gene Ontology annotation, biological process: cell surface receptor signaling pathway. The record is from RefSeq and is a predicted model, not a curated record. Gene Ontology annotation, molecular function: transmembrane signaling receptor activity.